This is a messenger RNA of Cydia strobilella, 2435 nucleotides long. RefSeq names its product polyadenylate-binding protein 2 (gene Pabp2). The record is from RefSeq and is a predicted model, not a curated record. Gene Ontology annotation, cellular component: nucleus. The coding region runs from base 259 to 939 and encodes 226 amino acids. Gene Ontology annotation, molecular function: poly(A) binding. NCBI's taxonomy places the organism in Eukaryota, Metazoa, Arthropoda, Insecta, Lepidoptera, Tortricidae. The transcript has 7 exons.
UGUCAUUUGUCAGUAGUGUUUGGUUUGGCGUUUAAUUUUCGGUUAUCAGUAUUUUGCCAAACAAAUCUAUAAAUAUCUGGAAAAUAAUGAUAUGUUUGUGAAAUUUACCCCAUCAUAAAAUAUUCGGUUGACCGAAAGUAAGUGGCGCUAACCGUAUUUUGUAUUUAGGUCAACCGCUUAUGAACAAAGUUGGUUACCGAUAAUCCUCAGUUUGUAUAUCUUCAAAUAUUGUAUUAAUGAUACAAGAAGUUCCCUGACAUGGCUGAUAAUGAUGACUAUUUAGAUUCGAUUGACAACAAUCAUCUAGACGGGACCAACGGUUCCUUGAACAUGACCGACAGCAGCCUUGGCGGUGGGGAUGAGGCAGCUGGGGGAGAGGUACCAGACCUGGCGGCCAUCAAAGCGCGCGUGCGCGAGAUGGAAGAGGAGGCAGAGAAGCUCAAACAGAUGCAGACGGAGGUGGACAAGCAGAUGAGCAUGGGCAGCCCACCUGGCCUCACGAGUCCACUGAACAUGUCGAUUGAGGAGAAGAUAGAGGCGGACAACAGAUCCGUGUAUGUGGGCAAUGUGGACUAUGGGGCUACGGCUGAGGAACUUGAACAACAUUUUCAUGGCUGUGGCUCAAUUAAUAGGGUUACAAUAUUAUGUAAUAAGUUUGAUGGACAUCCAAAAGGAUUUGCAUACAUAGAGUUUGGAGACAAAGACAGUGUACAGACCGCCAUGGCCAUGGACGAGUCGUUAUUUAGGGGGCGUCAGAUUAAGGUGAUGCCCAAGCGCACGAACAAGCCGGGGCUGUCGUCCACGAACCGGCCGCCGCGGGGCGCGCGCGGCCGCGGCGGGCGCGGCUUCCGCGGCGGCUACUCGUCCUACUACUCCGGCUACCGGCCCGUGCGGCGCGGCAGAGGUUACAGGCGCGGCAUGUAUUACUCCCCUUACUGAGUGCGGUAGAGGGGCCGCCCGCGUAGUGUAAGCGCUCUAACGUUAGUGGACCCGCCGCCGCCGCCGCUGCGCGACGCCGAGCCCCGCCGUCUGCCCCCGUCCCCGCCCCCGCCCCCGCCGCACCAAGAGUGACAACUUACGUUUAGGUUAUGGUACACGUUUCUUUCCACCGCACCGUCGUCGCUACCGGAUCUUCUAAUAGUACAUUGUGAUACAAGUCUGCUACGUUGGUCAUUACACACGAGGCGAUAUUGUACUGACUGACGCAAUAAGAAAGCCAAAGUGUGUAAUGACCGAUGCACACGCGUUUCAUACGACGUUUUUCAACACACUUGCAUGGAAAAAAAAAGAAACUUUCAUAUUAAUCAAACUUUAAUUGUUAAAACAGUUAGUAAAAGUCUAAAAUCUGUCAUCAAAUCGGUCGGCGGGGCGCCGACGCCCGCCAGUCCGUGUUGUAAAAUCUCGACAAAUUUAAGAAGGCUCGGUUUCCAUACAUAUUAUUAGCAAUCAGUUACUUUCUUAUUCUAUAAGUCAGUCGGAUUAUCAUUCAAUACCUAACAAGUUAUAUUGAAAAAGCACCUGUUUAAUAUCUAGGAUUAUGAGCCUAAAAGCGGUUCAGUAACUUGCAUGUUACGAGCAAGUGUGUUAAAAAAAAUAGAACUCACGGUUCCGCUUGCAGUUCUGUGAGAUCUGACAAGAUUAAAAAAGUAAUAUAGGUAGGUAGGUAACUACCAUAUCACUGUUCAGUUAGCCGCCUCAGACUUUAACAGGAUCGCAAGCGAGGACAUUCGCAACGAAAUCUACUAGUGAGGUAGCCACAAUGAACUAGAUGUUCAAGUUGUGUUGUCUGGUUAACUAUGCAGCUACAUAAUUAAAAUAGGAAAUGUAAGGGAGGAACGACUCGGAUUAUGUUUAAGCCUAAUUAUUGAAAUAGUAGGUAUGUAAGAGAAAUAUUGAUGAAGGUGACUACAAACUAUUAUAAAUGACUCAGAAAUUACUAUUGACCGGUGUGAAUCUUAUCUAAAUAUAGAUAAUUAAAUUGUAAGCGUUUUGUUGAGCGUGGAUAGGUGUGCCUAAUAAUUUUGUUAGAUGUUUUAUCUUGUAGCAUUAUCGCGUUUUAGAUGUUAACACGAGGUGAUGGUAUGCAACCAUGCGGAUAACUAGAGAUGUAGAAAUGCUAGCCACAAGUUUAAAGUAUGAAUUAUCAAUUAUAAUGAUCUACAGUAUUUUCCUUGUAUUGUGUUGUACAGUUUUUCUUGUUCGUUGUAAGAUCACAUAUAAAUAUUACAACAUUUUAAAUAUAAAUAAUUAGUACCAUUUGGUUGUAUAAUGGAAUGGAUGUUCCAUACCAUAUUGUAUCAGUGAAUUAAUUUAUGUCAUCUUAUAUUUCCUUUAAUUUAAAAAAAUGAAAUAGCACUCAUAAAGUAUUAAGAAAAUGCAAAAAAAAUGUGCUGAAUGAAUGAGAAAUAAUAAUUAAGAAUAAUUUUAAGAACGAA